AUGGGCGCAGGACAGUCGGUAGCGGUGGUGUCGGCCGAUGAGGGCGGAGCCAAGCUGCAGGCGGGAGAUCACAUCAAGGUCAAGCGGUGGGGCUACUCCCACCACGGCCUCUACGUUGGCGAGGACGAGGUGGUCCACUUCGCGGGCAGCCCGACCGAGCCGUGGCGCAACGCCCGGGUCAAGCGUGAGUCAAUGGGCGCCUUCCUCGCCGGCGCCACCCAGUUCGAGAUCCUGCUCUACGCCGACAUCACCCCUCGGGAGCGGCGGAAGGCGGUGAAGCGAGCGCUGCACGUGUGGCGGCACGAGGCCCACGACACCUACAACCUCUUCUUCAACAACUGCGAGCACUUUGCCACCUUCUGCGUUCUCGGCGAGGGCAAGAGCGAGCAGGUGCAGAGCCCGAUCACGGCGCUCACCACGGUGGUGGCUGCCGGCAUCGCCACCCAGGAAGUCCUUCGGCACAUGGUCUCGAUGCCCUCCGCCCCAGCAGCUGGCCAGCUCACCGACGCCUGA
Molecule: messenger RNA, 513 nt
Organism: Acanthamoeba castellanii str. Neff
Lineage: Eukaryota; Discosea; Longamoebia; Acanthamoebidae
Product: RND efflux system outer membrane lipoprotein
Exons: 4
Coding region: 1-513 (170 amino acids)
Biological process (GO): N-acylphosphatidylethanolamine metabolic process
Cellular component (GO): cytoplasm
Molecular function (GO): A2-type glycerophospholipase activity; glycerophospholipid phospholipase A1 activity
Source: RefSeq, a predicted model, not a curated record